AUAAACUUUAUCGACAAUGGCACAUCGUGACAGGGUCUCGCCGUUACUAGGCUUCGUUUGGUUGCCAAGGGGAGGGAGAAUCAUGGCGGCUUAUUCAGUUGUGGUUCCCGGCUCUAGAGCCCGCCUGUGGCUUAUCUAGAGGAGCGAGGUGACAUACGGAGUGAACGGCCGGUGCACUGGUGCUGAAGAGCAGAUGGAAGAUUCGUCUCUCACAGUUGAAGUGUAUGAUGGAAAUUACAGACCUCUCAUCUUUUUAAUAUACUGAAGAGGGAUGGAGAAGAGAGCAUUAAAUCCGCCUUCUGUGUCUCUCGCUCCCAAAGGAGUGGGUCACAGUGGGCUGAUCCCUCCAUCUCACUUUGAAACUCGUCGGCAGACGUUGCCUCCUCUCCCUCCUGUGCCGCCCCUGGCAUCGCCGACUAAUUGUGAGCCCUGGGAAGAGCUGUCAAAAGAGCUGUCAAAGCUGAAACAAGAGAACGAGGAGCUGAGAAAGAGACCAGACAGAGAGGAUGGAGCUAGAGCCAGGUCUCUGGAGCGUCAGCUUCCUGACGUCGCACCGACUGAGUCUCGGGCCCUGGAAAUUAUCGCCCAUCAGAUGCGUGAAAUGCAGAAACUAGAGAGGGCAGUAGCUGAUGCCCAGGAUAAAGAGGAGGAACUGCGGAGGCUGGCACAGGAAGUACCGGCAUUGAAGCUGGUUGUCACCAAGGCUGGGCAGGCAGAGGAGAGAAGGAAACAAGAGGAGGAGAGGAGAAGACAGGCUGAGGAGACAGCUGAACAGCAACGGCUGGAGGAGCUUCGAUUAUUGUCAGAGAGUCACAAGAUGGAGUUGGAUAGUGCAAGGAGCAAAGUGCAUAUUCUGGAAAUGAAGCUACAGGAAGUACAUGAGCGGAAAGCGCAGGAAGUGACAGGCCUGACAGAGGAGCUUCAAGCAGCCAAUCACAAGAGUGAAACUGCGGAAGCACAAUUGAGUCAUUGCCACUUGGAGCUUGAACGCCAGAACUCCCUGGUGCAGCAGCUGAGGACAUACAUCGGAGAGCUUGUUCCAGAUAAUCGUCACGCGGAGGAGCAAAAGAUGGAGAUGACGGAACUCAAGAACACAAUACAGAUUCUGGAGAAGGAGCGAGAUGCUCUGCAGACCUCCAUGUCUCUCCUUCAGACCCGCCUGUUGUCCCUCACACACAUUCUGUCACUUCAGGAAAGUGAUCUGUGUAAAAAGACAGGCACCCACACGGACGGGCAGAAGACCCAGAUGCUGCUCAAACGGUGGAGAGAGAAAGUUUUCAGUUUGAUGGUGCAGCUGAAAUCGGAAGAAAUCAACAAGGAGAGCGAUGACCGGAAGAUACGAGAACAGAUUUGUUCCCUGGAAAAUGCUCUGCAAGAGAGUAAUCAGCAGUUGGCCCUCUACUCGCAUACCAUGCAAGACCGCACGGCUGAACUAGAAAUAGAGCGGGUCCAAAACAAGUGUUUGCAGGACAAGCUGGGUUCCGCUGUUGCUACAUCCUCCCGUCUGUCCAGUAGAAUUGAGAAAGCUGAACAGACUGCGCUACAGUUAAAGCAAAUGAUUGACCGCUUUGUGCAGGCGCUGCCUACACAGGAAACGUCCCUUCGGGGGGCGCUGCAGCGGAUGGUGACGCUGGGCCAGAGGGUCUCAUUUGCUGCCAAGAGAGUGGACACGAUACAGGGUUUGGUAGCACAAAGACUUGCUCUGGUGAAGCUGGCACAGGAGGAACGGCCCAGUAAUACGGUGACAGAAGCUGACAUCUGCCGCCCAUCAUACGAGGAUCUGGAGUCCGAGAUAAAGCUCCUUAAUGGGGAGAGAGAGCGUCUGAGUGCGGAGCUGAAGCGCGGCGUUCUGAUUAUAGAGGGGAAGGUGACGGAGACCAGGGAAAGAUUGGAAGCAGAGAUAGAGGACUGCCGUCAGACUACGUCUCUCCUGCGCCAUUCUCUCCACGAGGCAGAGGAGAGGGAGGGAGCCCUGAGAGAGCAAGUGGCAGAGCUGGAGCGCAGAUUGCAGGAGGCCUGUGAGACCAGCGCUCAACUGAAAGAGCAACUGAAUGGCCAGAAGGGGGAGUAUGAGAGAGAGCUGCAGCAUAAAGUGAGUGAAGUGGAGGAGAAGACAACUCAGCGCUUGGCUCAGAUGGAGAAGCAGCUACACGAGGCGAGACGAGAGCACACUAAAGCGGUGGUGGCUCUACGGCAGACUGAGCGCCAGAUGCAGCGAGAGAAGACACGCAGCCAGGAAACCAUGCACACGCUAGAAGACGGCGCUCGUUUGCGCGAGGAGCAGCUGAGCCUGCAGCUAAGGGAGGCAGACAGGGACAAAAACCUUAUGAUUGCCACACUCCGUCAGGAGGGAUUAUUGACCACAUACCAGAAGAACAGGACUGCUGCCGUCCAGCUGGCAGACACCAGCACUGAGAAGGGACACCGACCUGGAGAGGCUUUUGGAUCUGGUUGCACUCCUGGGCUUAAAGAAUCUAUAUCCAGCAUGCUGGCCAAUCUGCAAAGCCUCGGAGCCACGUUACUCAGUGAUGAGGACGGUGAGGAUGAAAAAGACUUCAACCAUUAAGGGGGCAGACAGCAUGACAUGUAUAUUGUGAUUGUACUGGUGAUAUUAUAGUGAAAGAUGUGUAAGAUUUAAUAAAGGGGGUACACACGGAGCGAUGUUCAGCUAAUUUCUAAGCAAUCUGACUAGAAAUUAGCUGAACAUCGUUCCGUGUGUUGGGGUGUUGGCGACAGCAAUGCGUGGUCCCACGCCUCGCUAUCGCCGGUGCUAGAUUGGCCUGCAUGCAGGCACAAUCUAGCAGCUCGCUCAUUUCACCGCUGGGUGUAAUGAGCGGCCCCCAUGUCGGUCCAACUUCCCCUUGCUCACCACAUCGCGCUGUGCUGAGCGGUCUGUGGUAGAUCGCUCAGCACUCAUCUCUGGGGAAAUCUCCCAGUCAGUACAGCCCUUUACAGUCUCGGCGAUCUCUCUCUCUCUCUCUCUAUCUCUCUCUCUAUCUCUCUCUCUAUCUCUCUAUCUCUAUCUCUAUCUCUCUCUAUCUCUUGUGAUGUAUUGAUGUUCUCAGAUUCUGUAUAAUACUAAUAUAUAAUUAUUAUUAUUAAUGUCAGCAGGGGACUUGAAGUAACCAUAGCAUAGAGUGGUAUUUGGAACAUUCCACAUUAAGUUGCAAGGUGGAACUAUGCAAAUUCUGUGGCAGUCAUGUGUCAGUGGUCCACGUAAUUACAUUCUAAACUGUUGUUUAUAUACAGAACUACAAUGAACGGGAGUUGCCUUAAGUUUGUAAAUGAGGUUAUGUAGAUAAAUAUUUAUUUUGGUAAGACCAGAACAUUGAUGUAUGGUUACUGAUUUAUUAAACGUCCUUUUCUACAA
Molecule: messenger RNA, 3370 nt
Organism: Pseudophryne corroboree (corroboree frog)
Lineage: Eukaryota; Metazoa; Chordata; Amphibia; Anura; Myobatrachidae
Gene: CCHCR1
Product: coiled-coil alpha-helical rod protein 1
Exons: 19
Coding region: 272-2566 (764 amino acids)
Biological process (GO): protein export from nucleus; cell differentiation
Cellular component (GO): centriole
Source: RefSeq, a predicted model, not a curated record